GAUAAAUGGACUCUCUAAAACAUCAUGUUCUCUUCAUCACGGUGAUUCUGUUAAUGAGUGCAACCAUGUCUCAUGCCCAAAAGACGAAAGUGGUGAUUCAUAAUGAUCUUGGAAGUGGAUUAUCGUUAGCCUACCACUGUAAAUCGGGGGACAAUGAUCUUGGAUACCUGCGUUUGGGAGUAGGUGGAUCAGGGCUCUUUCGUUUUAAACCUGAUAUUUUUGGUCGUACUUUAUUCUUUUGCAGAUUUAGUUGGAUAAACGAAUCGCAUUAUUUCGAUAUCUAUAAGCAGAAAAGAGAUAGGGAGUUUGAGAAGUUUGGUUGCACAAACUGUGAGUGGAAGAUACGCAAGAAUGGGCCUUGCAAGCUUAACAAAAUCACUAACAUGUUUGAUGUAUGUCUUCCUUGGAAUUCUUGA
This is a messenger RNA of Eruca vesicaria subsp. sativa (arugula), 416 nucleotides long. Lineage: Eukaryota; Viridiplantae; Streptophyta; Magnoliopsida; Brassicales; Brassicaceae. The record is from the annotation of a GenBank genome assembly.